AUGUUAGUCAUAAAUAGGCACUUUUGUCGACUAGCGGGCGCCGCUUACAAGGGACCUAGGGUACGUUGGAACUAUGUUGAAUAAACUGAGUUACAUCCUAAAACAUGCGUCUCACCGAGCUAUUUGGCUCCAAAUAAUGUCACAUGCAAACUGAUUUUCCUCACAUGUUCACAUAACUCUUUCAAAUUAUUCUCAUGUUUCAUUCAAAAACACCAAAUUCUAAGAAACCCUUCAUGACUCAGUCUUAUGUUUUCCUUCAAAAGUCACUAAACUCCACUGGCCAUCCACUUCGUUUUUCGAGCCAUUAACGAUGAAGUGUCUUUAUAAUAGUUUGCUCCACUUUAUCUAUGUUUAACGGUGUUGGCUUGGUUACGGAAGGGAAAUCUUUUUCGGGUUUGUUCGUUUUAAGCAUUCUGACUAGUACUUAAUCGGCCUUCAAUUACGCAUAUAGAUGGUCCAAACGAGUGUUGCCAAACGACAGAUAGAUGUUGCCAAGCUGAACCAGGAAGCCAAACGUCUUGGCUUUGAUGGACCCAUCUCUCUCGGCACAGACACCGAUCUAAGCCUUGAACAGACCAAUGAGAGCCGGCUUCCGCGGCUUAGACAACUAAAUUCGUGCUGGGAAGGACUGAAGAGGUCCGUUAGGGGAAAACAGCUUCAACUCGAAGAUGCCAUUAGAGAGGUAGGUCUCCAUUCGUUCAUGUAAAUUUUUGGUAGCCAUAACUACGCUGUUUUAUGUGUAUGGUGUACCCACAUUGUCCAGAAAACCUGUGUAGACCGCUUUGCAGUAGGCCAUAGAUAGCGGGUGUGGAUGACGAUUUUAAGUUUUGCAUACUCCCCAUUUACGUGUUUUAACAGGCCCAGAAGUUUUACAGUCAAUUGGACGAACUCAGACGCGACUGUCACGUCCUUGAGGGUCAUAUUCCAGCUUCUGGCACUCGCAUUAUGGGUGGUCUUCCGGACAGUGCGAAACAAAAGCUCGGCCAAUUUAUGAAAGCCUACAAUGCUAUUGAAAACCUCGGAAAUCAGGUAAGCAGCCAGGCAGCCUACUAGUAACUUUUCGCUGCCGGGUGUUUUAUAUCACAGGGCGAAUUUUCGCCGAUCCGGUUACAGGACAUGCUGUUUCCGUUGCACCUUAGAACUCAAUCUAGAGUCUACUUGGGCGCAACGGAAAGAGUUUGUCCUGUAACCUGAUCAGUGAGCCUCUGCCCCACGCUGUUAAUUAUUCUCGAGCGCAACCGACAGGACAGCGGGCCUAUUUCUCAAUUAUUAGAUCAGUGAAGACAAAGACAAGGGAGAUCGGAAUGGCCAUUACGGCUUAUUGGCGGCCAUCAGCCAGUCAUACCCAACCCCAAGUGUGGAUCACUUGAGAUUCGAACCCGGGAUCUUUGGUCAUAGCGUUUGACACUUUACCGUUGAGACACGGGCCCGUUGUCCUGUCGGUUGUGAUCGGAAUAUCAAUUAUGACAGUGGGCGCUCACCGAUCAGGUUACGGAACAUGCUCGUUCUGUUGGGCCUUGGGGCUCAUACCUGAACCGUCGCAGGCAGUCGCACAGCUACUAGUAGUAGAUGAGAUUGUGCCGACAAAGACAAGGGAGACCGAAAUGGCCAUUUCUGGUUUAAGCCAGAACGGACACCAAAUUUUGUCGAAUGCUUCCGUAUGUCAAGAACGUUUCGGAAGCUGUCGGUCGCCUUCUUGCACCACUUUGGUUUGGAUUUGCACACAGGCCGGAGGCAACCGUCAGGCGUCAGGUAAUGAAACCGAAAGACUCGCUGCCACGGCAAGAAACGUCUGGAGUCGUUCAUCGGAUCAGGACCGAAAUUCUCGCAAGAGGUGUCAAUCGCGUGAGCCGGGAGCUGCUUGAGUCAUGGUUUUCUGGCCCCCAGUCCAUAAAAAAGUGCAGUGACCUUCCCCUUCCAUACUCAGUGUUGAGACUUCGCCUAGGUGGAGUAAUUAGUGACGCGGGAAGUGCACAGGUGAACACUUUUCCCAACGCCAGGGUCGGUGGAUCAGAUGGUCGAGCAAUCAUCACAUCAACAUCCAACGCACGUGCUGGAAUUGCAGAAAUUAACGACGCGAAUGUCGGCCAUCAAAUAGUCAGCACACCAAGUGCAACUAUCCCUAAUGUCGGGGUGAGCCGUGAAUAUUCAUAGGUAUGCGGUAGCAUGGCGACUGCGUCCUAUAAAUACUGCAGCCCCUUGUGCAUGAACCAUUCGUAUCUGGUUUCAUCUCUGAUGAUGGGUUCGAGCAGGAAUCCGAAACGUCAGGCUAAUAAGGCUCUUGUCCCAACGAUCAUGUAUUAUCACUGUUUUUCACCGUACCCGUGGUAUAAACAGCAAACUUGAGAGAAUUAUCACAAUCAGCAGCGGAACUGUCCACCACGCUUUUCGGCCUUUUCAUGCGCGCCCGAACUCCGUACUUCUAAGAUAAAUUGAUAACAACGUCGAGAUCCCAUCUCGAUAAAAACCCAUCGGUUGUAACCUAGGCGAAAAAUUGCUGAGCUUUGUCGAUUUUGAGAGCAACUCGGUUAACGAGUGCUAUAAUUUGGGUUGCCGUCACCGAAUUGGCCGUUGGUGAUAACCAUUCCUACCUGUACAUAGCGUGACAUUUACAUUGCGCCCUAUUCCCAGUCCAAACGUUAGACAGCCAUAUACUUACCAUUUUUAGUAUUCGAUAGUAUAUAAAACUACUUUGUAGUGAAUUGUUUUUUGUGCUGAAAUUUGCAUAUACUCAUCCUAAAACUGAACUUGUGUACGCGAAAUUAAAAAGUCAAGUGGCAAACAUGCCCCCAGUAAUUCACCUCCAGCGCACCAGCUAAAUGGAGACCGAACCUGUGAGCUGUGGACAGGGUUUAUAUGUCUCGGGUUCAGGGUUAAUCACGCUCUUCAUUCUCACGCCGCCUGCAUGACGGAGUCAGCAUGUUGAGGACGCCGGAGCUGACGGAGGGGUGGGGGUGGGGGUAACGUGUAAGGUUCGGAUUAGGCUUUGAGCGCUACCUGUUUGCCAAACACGCGGAGUCCGUGACUUCUCUCAGGGGGGUUGGGGCGGCGUUCGAUCACCACCUGGACUCAGCCAGCGAAGACAUACCGCCUGUAUCAACGUCUUCUGACAACUGGGCACUGGAUUCGCUGAGCGAAUAACCACUGCCUCGGCUGCUACUAGCACCCGUUUGCAUGCCUCUAGAGCAGAUGCGUCUCACUCCAGCCACCAAUCCCUGGACUAGAUGCUUUAGAGUUAGGGGAACAAAACUGAAGAUUAGUGUAUUGUCCCGUCUAGGUCGUCUUCCGGAAUACCUUGCGUUGGAUAGACCCAUCCUCUUGUCUGGACAUCGAGGAACACGAUUUCGUUAUUCGCCUCAGUCUCUGCAGCAAACUCCAGCAAAGGGUGCGUCUUGUUAAACUUCUAACAAGGCCUUCAAUGGCGGUGGUAUAACUUGCCAGGCGGAAGAUAUCGCCCAUGUACCGACCGUAGAAAUCAAGUUCCUUAAUUGUAUCCUUGAGACUGGUUUGCUUGAUCUUGCUGAAGACAUUUGUGAGAAACGGUCCAAGCGGUGAACUCGUCGCCACACCGUCUACUCGCCUGUAUAACUGCCUGUUGCAGAGAAACUGGACAUUCGUGUGCAUUGCGUAAGAAGUCAUUUUAUGAUUUCCACUGUCAUACCUACCUGGUAAUUUGUUUCCGGAAGAAAGUCGCAUAGGUUUUUUGUGUUUAUUGCGGGUAAUAUGUUGAACAGUGAUGAUACAUCCAAUAACGGUGUCGUCCGUCAGCCAACGUUAAUAUUCUUGACAGACUCGGCAAACUCAAAAGCGUCUUUUAAACUUCCUGAAUACAAGCAAUUUUGAAGCGGCGUACCUAAGGCUUCCCACGAGACACAUAUAAACCCUGUACAUGGCUCAUACAUUGUAGUGUUCUGACGAUGAAAUGCCGAAAACAUAUUUCGGUAAAUUGACUUUGCAAUCGUAACAUGGGAAUUUUCGGAGUAUGCGAAAUUGUCGAAGUUUUAUUUAAAAAACAGGCGGUCUUGCUCAGACUCAAAUUUUUCGCAUCUUUUUCUGCCGCCGGCAGCUGAAUGGAUCUGAGGACCAUUCUCAACAUUUUAGCCUUCCAGCAGUUGGCCUUUCAGUUGUGAGACAGAUGUCUAUCAGAGAAGUCUGUGGAAAGCCUACACUCCUCUAUGCUCUUGAUUUUCUAAGAUGUAUUCAAAUGCGGACAGGAAAAGUCGUAUCAAUGUAAUUUUCACAUUAGAUAUUGGUUUCACUUCCACCUCAACCUCCGAGAUCGACAAAAAUAUGCGUAUGCACCGACUUGAGAGACUCAGAAUAAACUUGCAGUUUUUAGAAAGUGGCCACUGCGCCCGCGUUCUUAUAAGACCGCCCUGUUAUAGCCGCUGAUCUUUGGCCUCUUUUUAGGUGGACGAUCUCCGCUGCUCCUCUGCUGGUCUUCUAGCCUCGGCAGAGCCAUCCGGUACGCGGAAACGCCUCUCCACCCAGUUGGAUCGCUUGGGCAACCGACAGGUCGAAUUACAUACACAAGCCAAGGAGUGGCGUUCCACCCUGGAGGCCGGUUUAGUACACGUGGACAACUUUCACAGCGCUUUGGGCCAGUUUAUUCAGUGGUUGACGCAGAUGGAGCGUCGCGUUGCCCAGUUUCCCCCUGUCAGCCUUCUUCUGUGUCGUUUGGAAGAGCAGAUCCCCGAGCACUCAACAGUGCGACGCGAAUUGACCGGUCAACGUGACACCCUCCUCAGCCUCGAUCGUUCCGCCGUAUACAUUCAGACUCACGCCCAGGAACUGGAUGUGGCAUUGGUCAAGAAUCUCCUCUCCAGCACCCACGCGCGCUGGGAAAAACUGCUUAUGCGCAGUACUGAACGCAGCCGGGCUCUCGCCUCUGCUUAUAAAGUAAGUCAAAGACAAGGGACCUUGAUUUCUGCUGGUCGGAAUUCGCAAAGACGGAAAACAUAUGGGUUAAAAUUCUCUCGAAAGCAAACCUGUCUGUGCUUAUAGUGCUCUCCACCGUAACCAGUCCAUCCUAACUUUUGGCUUCGCCACCGAGAGAGGCCCUUUCCUAGGCCUUUCAGAAAUUUUUGUGUCAACUUUAUUUCCCUUUAUCUGAUCUUCUAUACUUCCUACCAAUAGUACACUGGACGCGAGAAAUGUUACCUAUAAGGUUGUCUCGAGCGUACUCCGGAAAGGUUGUUUUCAGCAACAUUGCGGCCACACAGGAAGACGGAUUACGCUUGUACACAAGUCACCCGAACAGGAGCGCAAACAUCCGCUUGCCAAGACACGCAGAGGGGAUGCACACUGGGCGAAAUCAGCCGGCACUUUAAGUCUGCUUGCAAAAACAACUACUACUAACAUUAUGAAACGGUUCCAAUAGCAAUAACUGCUAUUACUGUUACUAUUCUAACUACUGUCACUAGUACUACUAUCAUUAAGAUAACCGAUACGCAUUUGAAUACUAUCACUGUGACCAUAUUUACUACUAUUAUCACAAUGGUCACCAAUACGACUGGAAAUUCUACUAAUAUAAAGACGGUGAUUAUUGCUGCUACUGCGAGUACUUGAAAAUCAACGAUUACGAUGGCUAUUACCGCCGAUAGCCCUGCCGUCAUUCUUAGGGGUAGACUGGAUCGAUGGAACAAUAAUUUCCUUUUCAUUCGACCCAAUUAUGAAAUCUUUGGCGGCCUCCUUGGGAUUCAAACCCAAGACAACAAGGGCAAAGCUUGAGCACAGCCAACGCUCUUACCGCCUGCGCUAUAAGGCUGGUCUUUGUGCAUUCCAUAUUUCCUAUACCCUACCGUAAUCAAAUGUUGUUCGUCGUAGGCGAAUAAUGUGAAUCCCAUACUUCCUAGACCCUACCGUAAUCAAAUGUUGUUAGAGUCGUAAGCGAAUAAUGUUUUCCAUAAUAGUCAAAUGAGAUAAACGCCUGGGAUUGUUAUUUAUUAUCGUGUUUAUCAUCCCCCGAAGAAAACGAAGAAGAGAAGGCGAUUUCAUGGACCAGUUUGUAUUUAUACUGAUGUUUUGGAAACUUUCUCGUUAACAUCGUCAAAGUCACCCGCUGGCUUUUCCUGCUGACCUUGAUUUGUUUAGCCUUGCCGCCUGCCUCGUGUUAUAAUCGUGCUGAACGCACGUAUGUUGGCUGGUUCUGGCCUGUCUGAUUUCGACCAUUAGUGGACUUGCGUGGCUUGUGCCCCCUUCGCGGCUGUCGCUAUAUCAGCGUGCUCUUCACCUCCCCUUUUUGUCUAUGCGCAGCAUACCUUAGUUUUUUAAUUUUCUGCUUUUCGCUCGUAGAGAACGAUCGAAUGGCGAGAACAAAGAUUUGCAGUGCCCUGAUGCUCUUCGGAGCAGGUUGCGAAGUUAGUCCUAGGUUGGCUAAGACGACCCGUCAUCAUUCUAUCAAAAUGAGACUCCCCUCUCGGACUGAUAAAUUUGCCGGUCACCUGCUUUGCGAGGGACAAAGUGCGUCUCUUGAUGAUGUUGACAAAGAUGGAAUAACAAAAACUGGUGCCAGUUUACAGGACACACAAAAUGCGUUUGAUCAUAGGGCUUUGUUUUCGGAUAAAUAGCACAAUAGGAAGGAUAUGACGACCGAGAAAUGCCUGCGUAUGGACCAGGGUGACUGCGAACGUGGUUAACCGUCGAACACAAAUUGCUAGUUGGCGAACUUAACUCGUAAGUUGAUUAAAAGAAUACAAACGAAUAAUAUUCCAGUUUGACUUAGUUGGGAAUUACAGUAAAAAUGCAAAGUUAGCAAAAUGAGCAAGCCGCAGGCGGGCUGAACGGAUUUCCACCCCCAACCUUUCGAAAACUUUUAACCGAUCCACUAUUAUGCCUGAUAAUGCCAGUGUACUGUUUGAUUGCCUAACAAUUUUGUAUCCGAAAUAGGGGCACAAAUCAUUGACUUGAGGGAGUUCAGUCCAACCAUUGACCUGUUUGAAGCUGAAGGCGGCAGUAUAAGUAUUUUUCUACCCUUCCGAAGGAUGGCACACAGCUUUGAGGUUUCAAAAUAUACACCACAUCUUGUGAAGAGUCCAGUACCCGCAUUUUUGACGAAAAGUUUUUAUUUUUGCUGUACAGGAGGCCCAGAAAUUGUUGAAAAAUUGGCAGGAGCUCACUGGUUGGCUGAACGAACAACUGAACAUUCUGGAUGACGAGAACUGGGUGCCCAGCACAAACACCGAACGUUUGCUCCGCGAGUUGACACGGCAUCGCGAAUUCCAGCGAGAACUUGGAAUCCGCAGUGCUGCGUUCGACAGCACGCGACGCCAGCUACAGAAGACAUAUGACAGAUCGCCGGCAGAUGACCAUGCGGAGUUGGAGGAGAUGCAAUCUGAACUAAAGCAUCUCUGGAAUGCCGUCUGUGCCAAGUCCCUCCAAAAGUUAGCUACGAUUUGACGAAAAACACGCAUUAUAUCUGUGCAUGUUUGUUUUUUUUACAUUUUGGCCUAUGUUUACGUAGCGAAACUCGCUGAGAAACAGGCUCUGAAUUGUUUUUUUUUAUUUUCAGGCAAAAGACCCUCGAAGAACUUCUCCUACGUUCGGGUCAGUAUAAGGACGCUCUAGGAUCUCUUUGUGAAUGGAUGACGAAGCUGGAAGCCCACUUUAAGGAAGAGGAGGAGGGAGGCUGUGGUGGCGAUGUCGAAUCUGUUAAAGUACGUAUUCCUUGCGUCCGUCACGCCUAAAGCAAUGCACAGCGCUUUGAAGAAAAGUACAAAAUUAUGCGAUUGCUGAGACAUGGUUGGAGAGAAAGGCAGACCUUUGUUCACUGAGGAUUUUCCCUUCGAACUUAUGACAAAAAGUCUCAAAUGGCGCGUCCGACACACAAGCAAUUGGCGACCUUUGAAAUGAACUUUUUACCGUCUCUUCCUGUCCUGGGCGCAGCUAACUUCAGCGUACCUGGGCUCAAGACCUGACCACAGCCAACGUUUUAAUUAUCUGGUCUAUGAGGCCCCCAACAGGGCCGUGAGUUUAAUCAUAGCUGGGUCAGUUUAUCCGCUCAACCUAUUGCAGCGUAUGGGACCCGACAAUUCUUUUGCAGUAAGUCGGGCCAGGAUUUCCUAAGCGGUCAGUCUAGAAUCCACCAGAUGAUUAUCAGGACCCACUUAAUCAGUGGGUGUUUUUUGGUGGUUUUGCAUAAUUAAUCUGAUCAAUCUUUGAAGAACUGAACGACCGCGGGAGGAUUCGAGUUAACGACAGUAAUAGGAAUACUUGAGCCUAGCUUACGCCCUAACCACUUAAUCUGCGAUGCCUCGAACGAAUCGGCACUGGCGGAUCCCAUACGGUGCAGUAGUUUUGGCGGGUAACUUGGCCUAAAUAUGAUUAAAUUCACGACUCUUUGUCGAGGUGAUUAGAGCGUUGAUUGUACUUAAUGCCUGCAUGUGGUAUCUUGGAUUCGGACCCUACCGAGACCACCACGUUUUUUACUAUCGGUUCAGAUGAAAAUGCGCGUUGUUUCUGCAAAGCAUGUGCUGUAAUUCAUAUGAAUUCAUGGCCACUCGAUAAGACAAACUGUGCAAAUGGUUGGAUUACUUUGUCUGAAGUAAUGUUUUCGCGGAAAGUAAAAACUCAAAACUGUUCUUUCUCCGUAUUCUCGCCUUCCAGACGGUGAGCAGUUUUGAAGGUGCGAAAUGCUUUAAAGACAUGCUCUUUUCUUGCAGCAACUUGAGGAGGCCCACAACUCGCUGGUGCAGCAGCUCAAUGACCGUAAGGAUUCCAUUACCAAACUACAAACGGCUGCAGCUCAAUUGUUGAGCAAAACCCGACCGUCCGCCUCUGCGGAUGAUCGGACGGAUUUGACCGAAUCUUUU
This is a messenger RNA of Spirometra erinaceieuropaei, 8810 nucleotides long. Lineage: Eukaryota; Metazoa; Platyhelminthes; Cestoda; Diphyllobothriidea; Diphyllobothriidae. The record is from the annotation of a GenBank genome assembly.